AUGCCUCCUGUUGUUGUCCAUCUCCAAUCUCAACUGCGGCCUCUCAAAUCGACACACCCUGUGUCGUCGAUCAUGCACUUCUACCUGAUGCCAAAGUGCAACCUUGAUCAGAACAUCUACCCGGGACAUUUCCUCCAGCCUGUGCGACUCAUCGAGAUGUGA
Molecule: messenger RNA, 162 nt
Organism: Fusarium pseudograminearum CS3096
Lineage: Eukaryota; Fungi; Ascomycota; Sordariomycetes; Hypocreales; Nectriaceae
Exons: 2
Coding region: 1-162 (53 amino acids)
Source: RefSeq, a predicted model, not a curated record